AUGAACCCAACAGAGGAAACUCAAGUUAUACCAAUACAAAAACUAUCGGAUUUAUCACAUGAAAUUUUCGAUAUAGUUUCAAUGGAUAACUUACAGACAAAUAACACUAGUGUAAAUACGGGAAACCGUAUCCAACUCCUGAAGAACUCACUGAAAUGUGACCAUAUGAACACAGAAGAAAAAGAAGUGAUUCUAGAUUUAUGUAGUAAAUUUUCAAAUAAUAUUAGAAAAAUUCGACAUUAUAUUACUUCCGACAGGGAUAACUUUAACGAUGAUAAUAUGGAAAAAAUAAUUAAAAACCAAAUUUUAAAUUUACAAACAAUUUACAAACAAUACUCUUUGGAAUUAACGAGAAUAAAUCAAAUCUUACAUUUUGCUAUACAGGGAAAACUACAUCCAUUAGUAAUAUCCUCAGCACAAUUAUUAGAAGAAAUUAAAACAAUUAAAUUAAACCUUCCAUCUAAUUUAGACAUCCCGGUAAAACUAGACCUAUCGGAUAUGUCAGAGAUUUUUAAAAUUAUGCAAACAACUAUUGUUAGAAAUAAUGAUAUAAUUAUGUUUAUUAAUACUGUACCAAUUGUUUCUAGUACUUUAUACAAUUUAUAUAAUAUUAUACCGAAUCCAAUGUUAAUAGAAAACAAUAUUUAUAUGUUCAUUAAACCUAGAAUUAAGUAUUUAGCUUUAACUAUCGAUCAAGAGUAUUAUGUAAAUUUAGAUCAAAACGAAUUUAGUAUGUGCUACGACACAAAACAUUUUAAAGUAUGUAAAAAUCUUGUAACUCAGAGGGUGACAACAUCAGAUGAUUGCGAACUCAAUUUAAUUAUUAACACAAAAUCAGCAAAUAUUGAAAAUGUUUGUAAGUUUAAAUACACGUCAAUCAAACACGGUAUUUUCCAUAAGUUAAUGUCGGCAAAUUCAUGGUUAUACACAGUAAAUCAACAAAAUUUAAUUAUUACCUGUUUAAAUUACAAUCAAAUUAUUAAACAAAUUUAUGGUACAGGAAUUAUAUCUCUUAGUGAACAAUGUUCCGCCUCAUCUGCAGGUUAUCAUAUGAUACCAUUCAGAACUAUGUAUUCUGAUAUAGAUUCGGACAUUAUACCAAACAUAAAUAUAUCUCGCUACACCCAUAAAACCCCUUAUGUAAAAAAUGUACUACCUUCGGAGUCUAUUUUUGAAAAUUAUGAAGAAAAUGAAGUUGUAACCCAGAACAAUACAAAUAACGAACCAAUAAUAGCAAAUAUUGGUUUGAUUAGUUGUACUUGUAUAAUAUUGUUAAUUAUAAUAUUUAGCUUAAUCAUAAUAAUUAUAGUAUACAAACGCAAAAUAAAAAAUGUAAGCCAACCGAGUUUGACGGAACCAGACAACAUAGAAACAGUAGUUCUAAAGGAAGGAAAAUCAUCACCCAAAAUAAUUUUGUAA
Molecule: messenger RNA, 1419 nt
Organism: Macrosiphum euphorbiae (potato aphid)
Lineage: Eukaryota; Metazoa; Arthropoda; Insecta; Hemiptera; Aphididae
Source: the annotation of a GenBank genome assembly